Molecule: messenger RNA, 872 nt
Organism: Copidosoma floridanum
Lineage: Eukaryota; Metazoa; Arthropoda; Insecta; Hymenoptera; Encyrtidae
Product: ornithine decarboxylase 2-like
Cellular component (GO): cytoplasm
Molecular function (GO): ornithine decarboxylase activity
Source: RefSeq, a predicted model, not a curated record
AUGAGGCUAGCGAUCAUCACAAGUCGGAUAGCGAUGAAGCCAGCGAACUACGGAGCAACAACUCAAAUUGCAGCGAAAAAGACGACCGUAGACAAGAACGGCUUCGAGCAUAAUAUGUAUUACGUCAACGAUGGCGUCUAUGGCUCGUUCCUUGACGAGCUGCUGCAGAUCAGAACGCGAGUACCCCAAGCUAUCGACGAGAGUCGCGAGACCCAGGACAAGCACUUGUCGACCUUGUGGGGCCCAACCUGUGACUCGUUGGACUGUAUAGUUAAAGACGUGAUGAUGCCAGAGUACCAACUUGGCGAUUGGCUCUACUGGAAAGACAUGGGCGCAUACUCGACCUGCCUUGGAACUAAUUUCAACGGCUUUGGAGUGCCCAUCAUCUUUCCUGUUAUGCGAAGAAGUAACUGGAAUGAUUUUAUGUCAGAGAUCAGUAAAAACAAUCAAGUGAUAGUAAGAGAAAUCGACGAUGAGGCUAGCGAUCAUCCCAAGUCGGAUAGCGAUGAAGCCAGCGAACUACGGAGCAACAACUCAAAUUGCAGCAUGUAGCCUCUAUGAUGGUGCACUUCUCAACAAUGUAGUUCCAAGUCCACCUAAUUUUACUAUCAAUUUAUACAUAUAUUUUCUAUACUGCCCACCUACCUACUACUGAUACGCGUUCGAGUACUCUACAUCUGAUAUGUGAUACGAUGCAGCGAUACGGCAAUAUGACUGCUACUCAUAAUUCUUGCAUUAAUAAUAAAUUUAUUGCUAGGCUUAAAAUAAAGAAAAAUGUGUUCAAUGUGAUGAAUAUUUAUUAAACAUAAUAAUUGUUGCGUAAAAUAAAAUUAAAUAUAUUCAUUUUGUCACAAAAUGCGAUUCGUCCGAAA